Molecule: messenger RNA, 1317 nt
Organism: Mycena indigotica
Lineage: Eukaryota; Fungi; Basidiomycota; Agaricomycetes; Agaricales; Mycenaceae
Exons: 7
Coding region: 1-1317 (438 amino acids)
Source: RefSeq, a predicted model, not a curated record
AUGUCCAACGCCAAUGAGCGAGGACAAGUUGUCCUCCAUUGCCAGUUGACACCCCCUAGAAUUCCCUUCCUCGACCUUUAUCCGCCUUUAAGGGCAUCCGGCUCGAUUCCUGGGACGGCGCGUACUAGUCCAGGAUAUUCUUCCUCCGCUCUCGCGUUGCAUUGGAUGAGGGAUCGUGACUUCCAAUGUCUUGUGCUGAAACUUCGCUCUGUUUCUCUCCAAGCUGCUCAUGUUGUGAAUGCAAGUCGCAAGAGUAAACACCAUGCACGCAAUGUGGAAAAUGCUCUCAGGAAAGCCGGAGCCAUCCCAUUGCCUAUUGCAAAGAAUUUUGACCUUCAACAUGCGUCCAAUAUAAUGCCCUUAAGUGGACUGGUCCAUUCCUCCCUUGACCUGUACGGCAUCAUUGCUCUCGCUCCAAGCCUUACCUCGUUGAACUUUUUGAAAACGCUUCUGACAUUGAAGAAUGAGGAAUAUCAACGUGCGGUAGAUGUGACUGGAUCGAAUGCUACGAAACCUCCGCUCUUCGACAAUUCGGAUGAACUAUUGAAUCCGGAACUCGAGCUCGUUGUGCUGCACCCCACCUAUUUCGCUUUCGGCGACGGCAUCCCUUAUUUCGAGGAAUCUGCUGGUGGUCAUCUGAUUUUCGACCGCGACACUCAGUCGGUGCUUAUCAAAACAGAUGAUGGGCAAACAUUUCCUUAUCGCCCUUUCCGCCCCCACUCCAAGCGUUUGAAGUUUGAACAACUCAAUGUCUUCUUUUUCGUCAUCAACGCUCAUGGAAAAUUUUCUGCGCACCAAAAAUCUUAUGGGUCCGACGGUUUUUCUCAGCGAACUCGUGCCAUUAUAGAGGCUACAAAGGAGGUGUACGAACAGCUUUUCUUUCGGCCCAAACCCACCCCAGGUAGCAGGGGCGAGUCGGAAGACCAAGCCGCUGCUGAGAUAUGGGAGGUGCAGAAGAGGUUGAAGCAAGAAAGGAUAGAUGCUGCUCCUACCCGCUCCAGUGAUCGUCAACGUGCCAGGACAAUAGUUGCUUCAGAUCGUCACGGGGAAAUCACAGAGGAAGGCAUUCACUUAGAGGAGUAUGAUCAGUCAUCUUCAGAUGAUGAUGACUUGUCCGAGCCGGGGGACCUCAGUAAUGACGAAGUUGAAAAGCUUCAAGCUAUAAUCGAUGACCCAACCUCAAAACAAGAAGAUCGGCUUGCAGCCAUCACAAUGCUCCUUCAUGGACCAGAACCACUUCCACUUCCUGUGCUUCCGGGUGUGUCUGUACCUCCUUCUGCUACAGGGUUGGACCACAUUAAACAAAUCUAUGGAUGA